Larimichthys crocea (large yellow croaker) is the source of this 7115-nucleotide messenger RNA. It is a transcript of the gene unc5ca, whose product is annotated as unc-5 netrin receptor Ca. Gene Ontology annotation, molecular function: protein binding; netrin receptor activity. Gene Ontology annotation, cellular component: membrane. Gene Ontology annotation, biological process: netrin-activated signaling pathway; axon guidance. Lineage: Eukaryota; Metazoa; Chordata; Actinopteri; Sciaenidae. The record is from RefSeq and is a predicted model, not a curated record. Bases 443 to 3310 code for a protein of 955 amino acids. The transcript is spliced from 18 exons.
UUUUUAAUAUGAUUUUAUUUUUAUGACGUUUUUUAUGUUAUUAAAGUAGGAUAAAGAGAUGGGAGAUGGACGCAGAAUGGAAGAAGAGUCUUGUAUGGUAACCAGAGGGCGGUGGCAUUUCUCUCUCUCUGCGUAAACGGAGUGGAGCAGGAGAGAGCGCACGGAGAGAAAAGCACAGCUUAGUGGCGAGGCAGCAGUGCCGCUGACACGAGUGAAGGGACCCCGUGGUUAUUCCCACCACCUCUGUCUUCUCACAGCUUAACCUGCGCCUUUUGAGACGGACUUGGACAUCGGGACUAGAGGCGAUACACCUACCUUUUGGUUUUUGAACUCGUUUGAUUAAUCAACGGACCCUGUGGAGGAGAAGGAGGAGGGGGUUCUCAUUUCCCCCACCGUGGACCGAGGAGUUUUGUGUGUUAAUGCGUUUUACGCGUUGCUUGUAAUGGGCAAAAGUGGACAGAGAAGUGGAAUAGGACGCGGGGUUUGCAGCUUGGUGAGGAUGUGCACCAUGUCGGGGAUCCUGGUUCUCCUAGUGCUCGUACACCGAGGAGUCGCCCAAGUGAGAGAUGAUGACGAUUUCCUGAGUCUGAGCGAACUCCCGGAAACCUUUCCAUCUGACCCUCCGGAGCCUUUACCCCAUUUCCUGUUUGAACCUGAGGAAGGCUACAUUGUAAAGAAUAAACCUGUCAAUCUCUACUGCAAAGCAACGCCUGCCACGCAGAUUUACUUCAAGUGCAACAGUGAGUGGGUCCAUCAGAAAGACCACACUGUGGAAGAGAGGGUGGACGAAAACUCAGGUCUGGUGGUAAGAGAAGCCAGUAUAGAAAUUACACGACAGCAGGUUGAGGAGCUGUUUGGUCCUGAAGAUUACUGGUGUCAGUGCGUGGCCUGGAGCUCUGCUGGAACUACCAAAAGCCGCAAGGCACAUGUUCGCAUUGCAUACCUGAAGAAGUCGUUCGAACAGGAACCCCUGGGGAAGGAAGUAUCUCUGGAGCAGGAAGUGCUGUUACAGUGUCGUCCUCCAGAGGGCAUUCCAGCUGCUGAGGUGGAGUGGUUGAAGAACGAAGAGAUAAUUGACCCGGCAGAGGACAGGAACUUCUACAUCACCAUCGACCACAACCUGAUCAUCAAACAGGCGCGUCUCUCCGACACCGCCAACUACACAUGUGUGGCUAAAAACAUAGUGGCCAAAAGACGAAGCACGACAGCGACUGUUAUUGUUUACGUGAACGGUGGUUGGUCCACAUGGACAGAGUGGUCGGUGUGUAACAGUCGUUGUGGACGUGGCUUCCAGAAACGAACCCGCAGCUGCACUAACCCCGCUCCUCUCAAUGGAGGACUGCCUUGUGAUGGACAGGCCAUACAGAAACUGCCUUGUACCACACUGUGCACUGUGGAUGGAGUGUGGACAGACUGGAGUAAGUGGUCGGCCUGUGGGACUGAGUGUACCCAGUGGAGGAGGAGGGAGUGCAACAACCCAGCACCUAAAAAUGGAGGAAAGGACUGUGAUGGGUUGGUUCUUCAGUCUCAAAACUGUACAGACGGACUCUGUAUGCAAAGUUCAAUUUUUCAGAUGUCCACUGAGCCCAAAGAAAAGAGUGAUUUGGGAAUCCCAUCUGCUCCAAGCACAGAUGAUGUGGCGCUGUACGUGGGCAUCGUCAUCGCAGUGAUUAUGUGCCUGGUCAUCUCUGUCAUCGUGGCGCUCUUUGUCUACCGCAAGACACAUCGUGACUUUGACUCGGACAUCAUCGACACCUCGGCACUAAAUGGAGGCUUCCAGUCUGUUAAUAUCAAAACAGCCAGAUCAGCUGAUCUACUGACAGCUCCUCCUGACUUGACAAAUGCAGCUGCCAUGUAUCGCGGCCCGGUGUAUGCCCUCCACGAUGUUUCAGAUAAAAUCCCGAUGACUAACUCGCCUCUCCUGGAUCCUCUUCCCAACUUGAAGAUCAAAGUCUACAACUCGUCUGGUCUGGUCACACCACAGGAUGACCUCGGGGGAGACUUCACAUCCAAACUGUCUCCUAAGGUAACUCAGUCUCUGUUGGAUAACAGCGACACCAUGAACCUUCGCAAUCAGAGCUUGGCCCGAACACGGGACCCUUCCUGUACUGCUCACGGAUCUUUCAACAACCAGGGAGGUCACCUCAUUGUACCUAACUCAGGCGUGAGUUUGUUGGUUCCAGCGGGUGCUGUUCCGCAGGGUCGGGUGUAUGAGAUGUAUGUGACUGUGCACAGGAAGGACAGCUUGAGACCCCCGGUAGAGGACAUCCAGACGGUGCUGAGCCCAGUGGUGAGUUGUGGACCUCCAGGAGCCUUACUGACCAGACCAGUGAUCCUCACCAUCCACCACUGUGCUGACAAUGUCCAGGAAGACUGGCUCAUACAACUGAAGAACCAACUGGCAAUGGGAGAGUGGGAGGAUGUGGUAGUAGUCGGAGAGGAAAACUUCACCACCCCCUGCUAUGUGCAGAUGGACUUGGAGGCAUGUCACAUCUUAACAGAGACACUAGGGACUUACUGCCUGGUGGGCCAGUCAGUCUGCAAGGCAGCUGCCAAGAGGCUCAAACUGGCUGUUUUUGGACCCGUCUCAUGCACAACUUUGGACUAUCACAUCAGGGUCUAUUGUCUGGACGACACACAGGAUGCACUCAAGGAGGUUCUUCAGAUGGAGACCCAGAUGGGAGGAAAGCUUCUGGAUGAGCCAAAGACUCUGAACUUUAAAGACAGCACACACAAUCUGAGACUGUCAAUCCACGACGUGCCGCACACACACUGGAAGAGCAAACUCAUUGCAAAGUAUCAGGAGAUUCCGUUCUACCAGGUGUGGAGUGGCAGUCAGAGAACUCUUCACUGCACCUUCACCCUGGAGAGAUUGAGCUCAGCCACCACAGAGAUCAGCUGCAAACUGUGUGUGCGGCAGGUGGAAGGAGAAGGACAGAUCUUUCAGCUCAGCAACACACUGGAGGAGGAGCUCCAGUGCAUAGACACGUCCCUGAUGGAUCCUGCCAGUAAUAUCACAACCUUAGUGGGCCCCAAUGCUUUCCGUAUUCCUUUGUCCAUCAGACAGAAGCUGUGUGGCAGUCUAGAUGCACCACAGACCAGAGGCAAUGACUGGAGGAUGCUGGCCCACAAACUCAACCUUGACAGGUACCUGAACUACUUUGCCACCAAGUCCAGUCCGACAGGUGUGAUCCUGGAUCUCUGGGAGGCCCAGCACUUCCCUGAUGGAGACCUAAAUGAACUGGCAGCUGUGCUGGAAGAGAUGGGUCGCCAUGACAGUAACUUCGCCUCCAUGACAACGGAACACUGACGAUGCAACAUUGGUUACCAUGACAAUGGCAGAACUCUGGAGACGAUUACAUGUGAAUUCUCUACGGUUGAUACUGCAGCGAGGGCAAUGAACGAAUUAGAUGCGAGCAAAAGAAAAGUUGUCACCAUGGUGAUUGAGCAACGGUUAAAUACCAGGGUAAUCAUGCCUACGUGAUAACAGAGAGAGCGCUCGAGCUGGUGCUGGAACUAUGUGUGUAUCUUCGUGUGUUUAUUUGAGUAACAUGGCUGUGUCAUCUGUGACCGAAGGAGAGAUAACCACACCUUUACACACAAACAGAGUCUAUAUCAGGAACAAACAAUACAUACACACCCACACACGCCUAAAAAGAAGAGAGAGAGAAAAAAAAAGACCUUGUCUGGUGUAACACUAGUUGUUCUCUUGCUGUUACUUUAUACUGAACAAAGAGACGCAGAGAAAAGAAAAAAAAGAAGCAACAGAGGUACUGACCUUGAAAACCUCUAUAGGAAUGGAACUGAAUCAUAAAGGGAGUGAAGCUAAACUGAUUACAAAAGAGUGGGAGAAGGUUGAGUGAGGAAAAAGACAGAGUGAGUUAGAGACAGGACUCUUUAGUGAGACAAGAGUAAACACAGGGAUAAGCUAAACUGAUUACAAAAGGGAGGGAGGACAUAAACUUAAAAUAAUGGAAUAAGCCGCAGGUGAUCAUCUGUAAGAACAGGAUGGAAAACAGAUAAUGACAGAGGGGAGGUUAAGACAUGAUCCCACUCUUCUCUUCUCUUCUCUUGUGAGCCUUGGCUGUACGUGUUUGCCAGUACAGUUUGUCGUCUUUAUAUCGUUUCCUAGGGAACGCUCUAUGUAUUCUGCUGUCCAUAUGUGUGGAUCAUUUCCUGCUAACAGAAUUUGCUACACGGUGACUGUCAAUCAAGGAUCCUGACCAGAAACAAGCCCGAGACAACAGGUUUCCCUCUUUGUUUAAAUUUGUGUUAUAUCAUGUAUUGAGUUAUGUGGCUUACCUCCAGAUUGCAGGAGGAUUUAAAGUCAUCCAGUUCACAGGAAAUCUCUUAAAAACUCAAAAGUCAAAGGCAGCUGAACUUGCUGUCAACUUGCCUUUAACUUGUGCCUCUAAUGUUCUUAAAGAAGCCAAUCCAAAGAUGAUUGCAGUCUUGAUAGAUGCACGUAAAACCUGUGGCAUGGUGACAGACUUGUGAAAUUGUCUGUUUUGAGGUAUAUUUAAGAUUGCACUUAUGAUAAACAGAUAAACAAGGCAAAGAUGCAGACUUGCAGAAUGAAGUUUAUCAUUCUCGUGCACGGUGGAUAAUAGGUUUGUUGUUUGACAAUAAGGUCGACUGUUCUUAAUUUUGUAUUUGUAUAUGUUGUUGUUCAGAAACAACUUUGCAAAAACAGCAAAAAUUGUUUUGCAUUGAAAUAACGAUCGUCUAGCUAAAAAUGGAUCUCAUACUCAAAUCAAGUGUUAACAUGCUGUCUGCAGUAAUUAUACUGCUCUGUUUCUCCCCAAAGAGGAGUUGUUUGGUCAUGCAGGGAGGGGAACUCCAGCCAUGGCUACCACAUUUGGUUAACCACAAUGACAGUCUCUCGGACAGACAGCCAGGGCUUGUUUCUGGACAGGGUCCAACUCAGAGAAUGGAGGGAGGAAACAAAAAUGGAUGAACAAGAAGUUUUUUUUUUUGUUUUUUUUUUUAAAUACAGUAAUAUACAAAGUAACAUAGUAUUAUGUGAUAGUGAGUUAAAUACAGCUGAUAUCAUGCAUUACCGCUAAAUGUAUCCAAUAUACAGAUUUUAUCAAUCAUAUUUUCAUUUACUAAAAUAUAUAUAGUCUACAAAUAUAUAUAAAUAUAUAUAUAUAUUUCUUUCAUAUUUUCGUUGUCCCUUCAUCACAGUAUGUUAGAUGUGUUAUCUGCCAUCACGCCACAUGUGAUUUCAAUGAUCACCAGCAUAACUUUGCUGGUCACUAGCACCAUCCAGUGGCAUUUAAAGAAUAACAGCAUUUAUGUUUUUUUUGUUUUUUUUUGAUCAUCUGAAACAUGUAAAUACAUGAUUAUCAUGUUCAUUCUAAUGACCUUAUAUUAGCAUACAAUUUUUUGUUUUGUUUUGUGUUAUUUGCUUUAACAUUUUUUAUGUUUUUAGGGGAUGGGAUAAAAUCUGUAACAUAUCAGUUAGUUGCUCUUUAUCUAACAAUGUUCUGUCUGCAACUAACAUUCCAGCUCAUGGUGUAUUUGUUGAAAAAGUUGUGAUUUAGAGCUAAAAAUCAAGAUAACAACUAAAAAGGGGCUCAUGUAAAAUUCAGUGUAAUAUAUUUGUGUUUCGCAGAACAUUGUGCACCACGGCUGGCUUUCAAAAUGUAUGCAUUGUCUCAGGUCAACAGUGUCUGAUGAAAAAGGUGCAUCUCCAACAAGCCAGCUUCAAGGAAAGACAAACGGACUAAUUUUUUAGCAGCUUUUGAAUAGUUGUCAGAUGCCCCAGGGGACAAGAACUCUAUUCACCAUGUACAGGACAAGAGGAACAUUCAGUUCAAAGGAAGUACAUGUAAAAUAUUCAAAAACUGGAGAUAUUUCUGCUCUGAACUAUGGAGAGACGCCAUAUGAAACUGAAGAUCAGAUACGUAGUGGGGAUUCUGAGGAGAGAAACCCAAGUAGGCUGACAUACAAAGGCUGAGUUAACACCAGUACAAAAGGUCAGAUUUUUACCUCUUCAUGACAGAUUUCAUCUUGUGGUUGUCCACGCAGGAGGAAACCUUGACACAUUGAUUUUUCACAUUGAUUUUUCUUUCUUUGUUCAGUCGGUCAGGAAUAUGGCAGUUAAAAAUCCAACCUUGUAUCGAUGUCAAGACAGACAUAGUGGACGCGGAGGCCUCAAAAUGAUGUGUAUUUUAAUUACAGACAGCCUUAUUAAACAAAUAUAGAAAAGGUGUAUGGUUAAAGAGUGGAUGUUUUGUAUGUUUUCAAAUGUGAUGUCAGAAGUGAGGAAAUCAAAGGGAAGUGUACAUUUUGAGGAUAAAAGCCUAAAAACAUUGUCAUCAAUUCAGUUUGUUUCAGAACUAAAUAUGAUCCCAAAAGUCAUGACAAUGUCUCUCUCAUACAACGAUCAUUAUCAACAUCUUAAUAACUCAAAUGCAGAAUACAAGGUCAAAUUCUGACUGGUGGAGUGUGUGUAUGGAAACAAACUGUUUAGACAUGCAAGUUACCAGUAACUUCACACCCAAAAUUUGAUCCAUGCCAGGUUCUCAGUCUACAGUUUACCAGCAGGACAGACUGUUUGUUAAUGGAGUAGACUGAAAAGGAGUUUUCAUUCGAGGAGAGCAAAUGCAGGCCUCCCAAAGGUGAUCCUUCGUGAUGUGAAAAUGAAGAAAGUAGUGUUAAGAUAACAAAGUAUGUAAAAAUAUUUUCUAUUCACAGUAUGUACAGUUGUGUACUGUCAGCUAUAUUUGGCAAAUUUGAGAACAUAAAAAAAGAGCAGUACAGUUAGAUACUAGUUUGUAUGUUUCAAGUUUUUUUUUAAAAACAAAUAUUAUUUAAGUUUCUUUAAUUUUUUGUAAAAGCAGUGUCUACUAUGCAAACUUGGCAUUGGUUAUCAUGAUAGAAGUCUAUAACUAGAGCUGUGCUUGUAAGUGCAUUUUUAUUUUACUAUCAGGGGUGAUUUGAUUUGAUUAGUGUGGGGUAGUGUUGGUCCAUUUUAGCUAAUUCUGGCACGCUUCAUGAAUCUUGCUCAAUCUCGCUGAAUGCUCGCCUCUCUAUCUCCUCUAAUUGUUUUCUGUACAAAGUGUAAGAAAGAAUUUUUAAGACAAUUAAUAAAUUAUAUUUAUAAGCAA